AUGCUUCUUCAAGAAGGAUGUAAAAUCCAAACGAAGAGAUUCAGCAUCAGGGCAAGCAAUACUAAAGAAGGUCGGACACCGCUAUCUUUAGCCGCUGGAAAUGGCUAUGAAGCAGUUGUUAAGCUAUUGCUUACAGUAGAGGGGGUUGAUAUAAACUCAAGCGAUGAUAGGGGUCGGACACCAUUAUCAUUUGCCUCUGGAAAUGGGUAUGAAGCAGCUGUCAAGCUGUUGCUUGAAACAGAGGGCGUGCAUGCAGAUGUGAAAGAUAGAAACGGACGGACACCACUAUCUUAUGCGGCUGGAAAUGGCCAUGAAGCAGUUGUUAAGCUGUUGCUUGCUGCAGAGGGCGUGUACGCAGACGCAAAAGAUAUAAGGGAUCAGAAGACCCCAUUAUCAUUUGCGGCUAGAAAUGGCCAUGAAGCAGUUGUCAAGCUGUUGCUUGCAGCAGAGGGUGUAUAUGCAGACGCGAAAGAUGGCAACGGACAGACACCACUAUUUUGGGCCGCUGCACAUGGGCAUAAAGGAAUUGCCAAGCUGUUGCUUGCAGCAGAGGGUGUGGACGCAGACGCGAAAGAUAGAAACGGACGGACACCACUAUCUUAUGCGGCUGGAAAUGGGCAUGAAGAAGUUGUCAAGCUGUUGCUUGCAACAGAGGGUGUGGACGCAGACGCAGAAAAUGCAUAUGGUUGGACACCGCUAUUUCAUGCAGCUAGAAAUGGGAAUGAAGCAAUUGUCAAGCUGUUGCUUAAAACAGAGGGCGUGAAUGCACAUGCAAAAGAUUGGCAGGGACGGACUCCACGAGGUAUUGCAGCUGGAAAUGGUAAUGAAGCAAUUGUUAAGCUUUUGCGUGCAGUAAAGAGGGGUUAA
Penicillium daleae is the source of this 867-nucleotide messenger RNA. Its product is annotated as ankyrin repeat domain-containing protein. Gene Ontology annotation, molecular function: protein binding. The coding region runs from base 1 to 867 and encodes 288 amino acids. The transcript has a single exon. The record is from RefSeq and is a predicted model, not a curated record. NCBI's taxonomy places the organism in Eukaryota, Fungi, Ascomycota, Eurotiomycetes, Eurotiales, Aspergillaceae.